Molecule: messenger RNA, 915 nt
Organism: Scatophagus argus
Lineage: Eukaryota; Metazoa; Chordata; Actinopteri; Scatophagidae
Exons: 6
Coding region: 1-915 (304 amino acids)
Biological process (GO): DNA recombination; DNA integration
Molecular function (GO): DNA binding
Source: RefSeq, a predicted model, not a curated record
AUGUACAGGUGGGUUAACAGCCUGAAGAAGCAUGCAGUGACCACCCAGCUGAUCCAAAUCGGCAAUGUCCGCAGCUUCUUGAAGUUCCUGAUUGAGGCUGAGCUGCCACAGGUCAAAGUUCCCAAGAAACACCUGCAUGGAACUUUGUUCUCCCUGCAGUCCUUAGCCAAGAUAGCCCGGCAGGAACUUCAGACACACCGCCAAGCUGUACGCCUCAAAAAGUCCAGCAUCCUUGUCAACCCUGCCAACAUCACUGCCUUCAUCAACAAAGCUAACAAGGGGAUACCACUUGCUCUAAGCACCCUUGAGAGGGAGAAGAGCAGGGAGGCACUUGAGCAUGUGUAUGGCUUACUGAGUGGGUUUAUUGCCUGCAUUACUGGCCACAGGAAAGGGGUCAUCACCAACCUUAAGGUCGAGGAGUUUGCCCAGGCAGAGGAGGAUGAGUUGGGCAGGAGAAUAAUCCGGGUGAAAGAUCACAAAACCAAAGAGAGCUUUGGUCAUGCCCUGAUUCCACUCAUGAAAAUUGAGUACAUGUGGUUUUACCGUCUCAUGUACAACCGUCACAAGUAUCCUUGCGGCAAGUCUGAUCUGGUGUUUUCGAACAGCAAUGGUGGCCCUUUCAACGACAUACUGACUUCUUUUCAAGACUGCUGGGAGUCCUUUGGUCUUCCAGGGAGGUCAACAUUCUCCCUGAUUCGAAGCAGCAUAAGCACAUGUGUUGGACGGAGUGUGGAGGAGAGUAAAAGGGGAAACAUCCGCAGGCUGAUGUGCCACUCAACGGCCACAGCAGAGAAAUUUUAUGAGGCUGACCUGGGCUUCAGUGAAGCUUUCCAAACACACAGCCAGUGCACUUGCAAACACCUUCAGAAACAGAUGCAAGACCUACAAGAACACAGAGAAAACAGACCAUGCUGA